Anopheles cruzii is the source of this 2439-nucleotide messenger RNA. RefSeq names its product SCY1-like protein 2. Gene Ontology annotation, molecular function: ATP binding; protein kinase activity. The record is from RefSeq and is a predicted model, not a curated record. Gene Ontology annotation, biological process: protein phosphorylation. The coding region runs from base 1 to 2412 and encodes 803 amino acids. The transcript has 6 exons. Lineage: Eukaryota; Metazoa; Arthropoda; Insecta; Diptera; Culicidae.
AUGGACGCAAUCAAUAAGUUCUAUUCAUCCGUAUCACAAACGGUGUCCACCCUAUCGUCGGUGUUCCUGGGCAACCCACUAACGAAAGAGUAUGAUAUCGCCGAGCAUAUUGGUUCUGCGGGGACAGAAUUUGUCUGGAAAAUUUACACUGGCUGCAAACGGUCGACCAAGGAACCGGCCGCUAUCUUCGUGUUCGACAAGAAGCAACUGGAACUGUUCACCAAAGAUGAGCGUGAAGAGAUUUGCGAAAACGUGCGCCGUGGUGUGGUGCAGUUGACAAAGAUUCGUCACCCGCAGGUGUUGACCGUCCAGCACGCAAUGGAAGAAAGUCGCGAUACGAUCGCGUUCGCCACGGAACCGGUCGUCGCCAGCUUGGCCAAUCUGCUGGGCAACACAACGAAUGUGGCCAACACCGGUUUGCUGGCGGAGUACAAGCUAUCCGAGUUCGAGACGCGGUUCGGUGUGUACGAGCUGCUGAAGGGGGUACGAUUUCUGCACGACGAGGCGCAGCUGUUACAUCGGAACCUCUGCACGGAAAACAUCAUCGUCAACAGGCAGGGCGUUUGGAAGCUAUUCGGUUUUGGGUACUGCUGGAAUAAGCGACCACCGGCAGUACCCGUGGCCAACCAUCACUUCAAAACACGCCUGCUGGGCAACCCGGCCUCUCGCUGGACGGCCCCGGAGCUAGUGUUGGAGAACAGUUGCAACGAAGCGACAGAUAUUUAUUCACUAGGAGUACUUAUCUACACGAUUCACAGUCGUGAGAACAUUCCCACUCCGGACGCGGCAACCGACCUCUACGGUUAUAAGCAGUCCGUCACGAAGCUGAGCAACCAAGGCCCUGCCCGGAUCGGUGCGGUACCGGAAGCACUGCGGGCCGAUCUAAAGAAGAUGCUCAGCGUAAACCCACAAGCACGUCCCACUAUUCAGUCACUACUUCAGAUUUCAUACUUCUGCGACACGUACGUGCAGUGUCUCGACAGCCUGGAAACGCUCUUUCCGAAGGAUAAUCUAGAAAAGUCGGAAUUCUACAAACGACUCUCGCAGAUCAUCGGUGAAUUCCCACAUCGGGUGCGGUUGCACCGUGUCCUGCCGUCGUUGGUGAAAGAGUUUGUCAACUGCUCGAUGAUUCCGUUCGUUCUGACGAACAUUCUCACAAUCACCGGAAGUUGUACGCGAAGCGAGUAUAUGCAACACAUCAGCGCUCAUCUGCGGCCAGUCAUGCUGCUAGAAGAACCGGUACAAAUUAUGCUGAUCUUUUUCCAAAAUCUGGACGUUUUACUGAAAGUAUGUCCAACGGAAGAGGUUCGCGCGAGUAUACUGCCGCUCGUAUAUAAGGCACUCGAAGCCAAGUCACAACAAAUCCAAGAGCUGUGCCUCUCGAUCAUUCCAUCGAUCGUGGUUCAUCUAGAUAAGGCCACGAUCAAAGGUGGGCUGGUGCCGCGCGUCAAAGCGCUCUGCUCCGGAACGAACCUUGUGUCGGUGAGGGUGAAGUGUUUACUGUGUCUCGGGCAAUUUGCAACGAAAAUCGACAAGUGGGUGAUGAUAGACGACAUCGUUGCCUACCUUCCGUCCGUUAACUGCCGUGAACCGGCUGUAAUUAUGGCCAUUGUUGGUGUUUAUAAAAUAUCGUUCGUCACCGAGGGGCUCGGCAUUCCGAAAGAUGUACUGGCGUGCAAAGUGUUGCCACAUCUGUUCCCCAUGACAAUCGUAAACGGGCUUACGGUGCAACAGUUUCAAGCCAUUAUUUCGCUGAUAAAAGAGUUUACACGCAAAAUUGAAGAAGAGCAAGGUGAAAAGCUGGGCAGUAAGGUGGUCCCGUCUGGCAGUGGGAAUAGUUUGUCAGAAAAGCUGCCCACAUCCGACGUGCGAAGUUCUUUUGCCGGGUUGCAGCUAGACGGUGGCUCCGAUCCUUAUGGAGAUUUCAUGCAAUCGUCCUCGGUGACGGCUCAGCCAAAAUCUGGCACGGAACAGCGAACGCUUUCCUCUCCGUUUCAACCACAAUUCCCGCCAGUGCAAUCGCCUCAACUUACGGGUACUCUUAACUGGAACGUACCUCCGGUGGCGACGACGGCAAAGGAAAACAGCAACAAGUAUAACAGCAUGCAACAGCAAAAUACUACGAUGCAAAACCCUAGAAAACCGGAAACGGCAAUACCAUUCGGUCAGCAGCCAAUGCUUCCAGCCGCGACCGGAAGUGCGUCGGCGAUGGUUCCGCACAGCUGGAUGACCAACAGUGCGCCACUCUCGGUUAAGCCGACGGGUAUGAAGUCACCGGAGGCAACCUCACCUUACGGCCAGUUGCAACCCCUAAUUCCCCUGCCUACUAAGUCGAGUCAGAGUUCGUCCAAGUCCAGCGUCACAAGCCCGAUGCUUUCGAAAGAGGACAUCAUGGAGUUUUUGACGAAAUAAGAAUUACGAGAGUAGUUGUUACUCUGC